Molecule: messenger RNA, 201 nt
Organism: Cetraspora pellucida
Lineage: Eukaryota; Fungi; Glomeromycota; Glomeromycetes; Diversisporales; Gigasporaceae
Source: the annotation of a GenBank genome assembly
AUGAAAAAUUCAUUUGAAAAUGAUUCUGAUACAUCACAGUCUAGUAGAACUAUUAAAAAACAAAAAAAAACAAAUCUUCAAAAAAUUAUAGUAAACAAGGGUGAAUGUCCAAAAGCUCCUAUUUGGAAAGAAUUUGAUACUGGAAAAUCUAAUAGUAAAGGUGAAGUUCCUAACAACAUAAGGCAGCAUUGGUUAAUUCAA